Molecule: messenger RNA, 2340 nt
Organism: Uncinocarpus reesii 1704
Lineage: Eukaryota; Fungi; Ascomycota; Eurotiomycetes; Onygenales; Onygenaceae
Exons: 6
Coding region: 1-2340 (779 amino acids)
Biological process (GO): DNA-templated transcription; regulation of DNA-templated transcription
Molecular function (GO): zinc ion binding; DNA-binding transcription factor activity, RNA polymerase II-specific; DNA binding
Source: RefSeq, a predicted model, not a curated record
AUGUCCCUGCCAUUGAAUACCCUAUCGGCUGUCACGCCUAUGCGGACCCUCUCGACGCCCGUCUCUGAUCUUCCCCAGGCCGAAGUGGAUGCCAUUAUUCGCACCAAGCGCAAAGCUCGUGAGCCCAAGGCCUGCUAUCCCUGCCACACUCGCAAGGUCAAAUGCGAUCGAAAUCUCCCGUGCGAUGGCUGCGUCAAGCGAGACCAUGCGGAUCUCUGCUCGUACGAACGGCCCUCCAAAAAGCGCCAGGUACUUCCUCAAUCCUUUGUGAAACCAGAAGGUGGCGAUGGCGGGACCGCUGCAGUUGGGGUUGGAAUCGCCCAACCCAUGGCUUCCAUUGAUCAAAAUAGGGUGUCUUUGUCAAAAGACGAAUGGGACAAUGUCUGCUUGAAACUGAAAGAAAUGGAACAGACGAUUUCGUCGCUUCGCAUGGGCCUGGAGCGCGCAGACUUUGCGCCUGGUGCAUCGUCGGAUAUCCGAAGCGACCACAUGUCCGCGGGCCAGGAGCCUCCUUCGCCUGACAGAGAAGGCAUUCACGCGGCUAACGGGCUGGGGAAUGGAACAAUCCAUUUGGGUUCGAGGUCCGUGCUUGCUUACAUCCUGGCUGGCUCCGGCACUUCGCAAGAGGCCGCUCAGGCCAUUAGCGAAGGAGGCAUUCUCCCAAAGCUGGGCCUUGACAACGAAUUGGUUACGUAUCCUUUUAUCGAUCUCUGGUCUUCGAACAGUUCCACGUUUGAUAUCAAUGCUGUUUGCAGCGCGCUGCCAGACGACCAACAGUGCUACAGGAUCUUCCCAUUCAUUUCUAUUGCUAAUGGGGUCUCUCUUUUCCCAAUGAUCAGACUUUCCAGUUGUUAUCGUGACAUUGGAGCUACCCUGUAUCCUGUCAUACCAGAUAUGAGCAACUUUGAAGAAAACCUACAAAUGUUCCUCCGGAAUAGAGCCAACGGGGUUACUGCAGAGGCUAUCGAUAGGCCAUUCGGAAUGAGCAUAGCAUUUAUAGGCCUCUUAUUUGCUGUACUUGCUGCGGGCUGUCAAUCGUCUGAGAUGCCAGGCAAAGAGCGAGAGCUGACUUCUCAGGUUUACGUUUGCUGCUCCUACCAAUGCUUACGGGCAAUGAACUUUGUAUCACAGCCCAAUUUACAAGCGAUUCAGACGUUGCUUAUCAUCGGGAAUGUGCUUUCUUAUAAUAUGAAUCCGGGAGCGUCCUAUGUUCUUUUAGGUAUGACUUUGAGAAUGGUGAUAUCUCUUGGCCUCCAGGUUGAGUCCCACAAAUUCUCCCCCACCGAGCAACAUAUCCGAAGGAAAGUAUGGUGGUCAACUGCCUGGCAAGAUAGUCACUUUUCAUUGUCCUACGACCGCCCGUCGACAAUGGCGUUUGGCCAUCCCGAUAUACCUUACCAGGCAGACUCAAAGCCCGGCAACCGGUCCUUCUUCGAAACCCUUUGUAGGAUAAUUGCCUUGACUCUUGAAAUCGUUCGCAGUCGCAUGAUUGCUCCCCAGGCUCAGAUGAGCUUUGCCGUCAUUCGAGCCUAUAGGGAAGAGAUCAAGCGAAUCAUGGCCGAUGCUUCCCCGCACCUGAGAGACCCGAAAUUUUGCACCACGGCAAAAGAGAACCUGCAACGAAUCGGCUUAAAGUUACAUUCUUCCUAUCAGAAAGAGUGCAUCAGCACUCAGCAGAUCCGUGAAGCCUAUGUAGAACUACAUGCAGCUAACCCGCAAGCUUCAAGAUCGUGGAUUAGCAUGCAACGGACGAUUAGUUCCGCAUUCCUUUUGGCCGUCCUGGAGGAAGCCAAAUCCGACCCACAAAUUCGCUACCUGCUUCUACAACUGGAACAUGCCAUUGCCGAACGGACUGCAGCGGACGCCACAGACAAAGCUGCUACACGUUGCACUAGUAACCCUGUGUCUGAAGGCUCGCCCCAUCUUAUCAAUGGUGUGACAAACAUUCCCACGUCAACGCUGGAUCCGACACAGAUUUCAACGACGUCGACAGUGCCUGCCUCUGUUGCUUCAGACACGGAAACUCAAUGGCAGAGGCCGCUCACAAAGUCGCUCCGCGCUUUGCAAAAAUUGAAUGCGGCAUUCAGCAUGCACAGCAGACAGCAGGCGCAGCCUCUCGGAACACUACCACCUAUUUCUUCGACGCCAGGUGUUAGUGUGAAUGUUUCUGGCUAUGUUACGCCAUCAGGGUCUGUGAGUGGGCUGAGUAGCCAGUUAAACGCCCCGCGGGGUAGCUCCCUGCCCCCGCCGACGCCAGAGAGUUCCGGAAGUUCAGAAUGGAAUCUUCCAAACUUGUUAGACCGCGCUGCGGAAUACAUCCAUCCUCCGCUAUGGCCAUGA